Molecule: messenger RNA, 2094 nt
Organism: Lampris incognitus (smalleye Pacific opah)
Lineage: Eukaryota; Metazoa; Chordata; Actinopteri; Lampriformes; Lampridae
Product: ER membrane protein complex subunit 3-like
Exons: 9
Coding region: 97-882 (261 amino acids)
Biological process (GO): protein folding in endoplasmic reticulum
Cellular component (GO): EMC complex; membrane
Source: RefSeq, a predicted model, not a curated record
GCUAUCAGUCGAACGUGUCUGUCGCUGAUCCACAAACUUAACAAAUGCCAAACUCCCCCUUGGUCCGUGUUUAUCUAUUUGUUUGAGGUGGGAGCCAUGGCAGGUCCAGAGCUCUUACUAGACUCCAGUAUUCGGUUGUGGGUGGUCCUGCCCAUCGUCUUCAUCACCUUCUUCGUUGGUGUCCUUCGUCACUACGUCACCCAGCUGCUCCACACCGACAAAAAAGUGGACCUGGAGCAGGUGUCUGACAGUCAGGUCCUCCUGCGAAGCCGCAUCCUCAGAGAGAAUGGAAAGUACAUCCCCAGACAGUCUUUUGCCAUGAGGAAGCACUACUUCAACAACGUAGAGACUGGCUUCUUCAAGAAGGUUAAGAGGAAGGUGAUCCCCAAGAACCCUAUGACAGAUACUAGUAUGCUGACAGACAUGAUGAAGGGCAACCUGACCAACGUUCUCCCCAUGAUUCUGAUUGGUGGUUGGAUCAACUGGGCCUUCUCCGGAUUUGUCAUUACCAAGGUGCCAUUCCCUCUGACCCUGAGAUUCAAACCCAUGUUGCAGAGAGGAAUAGAACUGCUCAGCCUGGAUGCGUCAUGGGUGAGCUCAGCAUCCUGGUACUUCUUGAAUGUGUUUGGACUGAGGAGCAUGUACAGCCUGAUACUGGGACAGGACAACGCCGCUGACCAAUCAAGAGUCAUGCAGGACCAGAUGACAGGAGCGGCCAUGGCUAUGCCACCUGACCCCAACAAGGCUUUCAAGAGUGAGUGGGAAGCGUUGGAGAUUGUGGAACAUAAGUGGGCAUUGGAGAACGUGGAGGAUGAGCUCAUGUCCAGAGACCUUAACUUUGGAACCUCUUUCAGCCGGGACAUCAAAUCCACCAUAUUCUAGAACUCAGAUGGAACACCGAGCAGAUUGCUUCUGGAACGCUCUGAGGUUUCAAACCCUCCUAUUUUUUUUUAAGAACUGCCCCUACUGUGAACUGUGCUCAAGACCAUUCAACAGACCAGAAGCCCAAUUAUCGUUGUUAUUAUUAUUAUUACGUAUUCUUUUGAACACCACUGGAUUCUACACUGGAGUUUGAAGGCAAUCACAAUCCAGAACUUAAGACCAGUACUGUUCUGAGGUUUCUAUCAGCCCUGUUUGGUCUUGAAUACUAAAGUGGGUGGGUGAGUAAGUGAUCAAACCAACAGUCCAAGCCAGCAUUAGAGGUUCCAGCACCAUGUUGUCCUAUACACAUAAUGGGCCCAGUUGUAACCUUUUGCUGGUACUUGGGAAGCUCCCCAAAGCAGCCCACAUGAGCCUGGCAUUCAGUAUUAAGACCAAGAUACACAAGGCAGUACAGGUGGUCUCUUUUAACUGUGAUCAGUAGUAUUUUAACCUGCCAUCUCCCGUUAUGUCCUCAAUAGUCACACCAUCUAUCAGAACAUAUAACUUCUCAGAGAACGUCAAGUCGUUAGUAGUUUGACCAAACACCUGGAACUCAAAACAGUAAAAAUGUGUUGUCUUUCAAGGCAAUAAACCUCAGUGAAUGUCUGUAGAUUCAUGAUGCUUUGAUGGAGCCCUGUGCCUGUCUUACGUGUUUGCUUUUGUUUUCGAAGACUAAAUGUGGAACAAGCAUGUUUUUGCUUUUGUUUGCAUUGUUUAAGGCUCUUCCUUUUACUGUACAGAGAUGGUGUGAUGCAAUCAGCUGUAUCACUGAAAUGUUCUGAAUAAUUCAAGGUGCCUGCAGGUGUGUUUUGAGUAUCUACAUGCAAAACAAAAAAUUCUGCUGUUAUACUGGGCCUGGGGCCCAGCAGCCGGAGAUGUGGUCUGAUAAUGUUAAAACUCCAUAGUCUCGUGGACAAAUGGGGUUAAAUGUGUCAAUUCCUGUGUCUUCAAAACAGUGGUUUGGCCUUCAUCUCUGUGCUGUGUUCUGUCUGUCCUGAACAGUUUCAAAGUGUCCUGUUGUCUUUAGGGUGUUAUUUAAAAAUGUGAGAUCUAAAUAUAUAAAUUACUCAUGCAGAGAAAUACAGGUGUGGGAGCAAAGAUGGGCUGUUUUAGUGCCUUGUCUAAGAGAGAGAAGUUGUGAGUGAGCCUCAUGAUGUCACCAAUAAAUGAUAU